Prunus armeniaca (apricot) is the source of this 1098-nucleotide messenger RNA. The record is from the annotation of a GenBank genome assembly. NCBI's taxonomy places the organism in Eukaryota, Viridiplantae, Streptophyta, Magnoliopsida, Rosales, Rosaceae.
AUGGUUACUCAUGCUCAAACCGAUAUCCAUAAACCCAAUCCUAAAUAUGAUAAUCAUGCGUUGGUUUUAUCUUCUACUAAUUGUACUUUUGAGCUUACCUCUUUUUCACAAGCUAAUAAGCAUGAAGAAUGGCGUCUUGCUAUGACAGAUGAGUUUAAUGCCUUUCUUCAUGUCGGGACUUGGAAUUUGGUCCCUCAUACUCCCACUAUGAAUGUGCUGCCGAACAAGUGGGUUUUUUGUGUCAAGAGGAUCUUUGAUGGCUUUAUUCAACGUUACAAGGCUCGCUUAGUGGCUAAUGGUUUUCAUCAACAGCCGGGCUUGGACUAUUGCUUCUCGCGAUUGGUUUCAGUAUUUCUCUUCUCAUCUUCUUCAGUUGGGAUUCACUCUGAUUCUUCCCUCUUCAUCUACAUUCAUGGUUCUGUUUGCAUCUAUUUGUUGAUUUAUGUUGAUGAUAUUCUUGUCACUGGCUCCGAUCCCACUCGCAUCACCACACUUAUUUCUGAUUUGGGUCAUCAAUUUUCUAUGAAGGAUCUUGGGCCCGCUCAUUAUUUUUUGGGCAUGGAACUUGCUCAUACUUCGUCUAGUCUAUCUCUUACUCAGACCAAAUAUGUUGUGGAUCUCCUCAAGUGUGCUAACAUGCGCGAAGCCAAAACCGUGCCUACCUCGGCUGUCAGUAGACUUCGUCUUAGCCUCUCUGAUGGAGAUCCUCUCUCUAAUCCUACUGAGUACUUUAGUAUUGUUGGUGCUCUUCAGUACUUAACCCUUACUCGCCCAAAUAUUGCCUUUGUUGUUAAUCACAUUUGUCAGUUUAUACACCAAUCCACUACUAUUUAUUGGCUCGAUGUUAAACGCAUUCUUCGUUAUCUCAAUGACACAUUUACUCUUGGGUUACUCUAUUCGCCCAGCACCCUUCAACUCAGCGCCUAUGCUGAUGUCGAUUAUGCAGAGGAUCCCAACGAUAGUCUCUCCACUGGUGGUUAUUGCGUUUAUUUGGGUACUAACUUAAUCUAUUGGAGUUCCAAAAUGCAACAUGGUGUCUCCCGCUCAGCUUGCCUACACUGCCAUCACUCUGUCUUGAUUACGGGCUUUAUUUCUUAA